GAAUAUACUCUGUUGUUUUUUCUAUUCAUGGUGUCUUCAAUAGAAUAGAAAUAAUGUAAAAAUAUUGGAGAAAAUCGUGUAUUAGUUAUACAGUUAAGAAACAAGAAAACUGGAAUUGAUAUUGAUUGUGUGCUCUUGCGAACCGUGUAAUAAAUCGUGUUCAGUAAGUUAUUAACCAAAAUUGGGUAAUUUUUUGUGGGCGUUCGUCUCUGCGAAACACACAAAUUGUUCCGUUCAGCUGCUGACGUACCUGUAGCUGGCACAAUUGAGAUGAGCCAGCAACCAGUUGAGAGGCGAAAUGGUGGCGGGGAGUCCGCUGCAAGCGAUGAGACGGCACCAAUAACCUCACAUCGUAGUGGUGGGGCUUCCUCCAUGUUUCGUUCUUUCGGUUCAUUGUUUGGAGCAAACAGUAAUAAUGUUGGGAGCAGAGGUAUGCACUCCCCUACGAAUGCGGACGGUCAUGGGUACGUAGAGUUUGGCAUGCAAGAUCCGGAUCGAAGCGGUCGCACACUGGGUACUUUUGCAGGCGUAUUUAGUCCAGUGGCAUUGUCAAUGUUCAGCGCCUUAGUCUUCAUACGUGUGGGCUUUAUUGUCGGCAAUGCUGGUCUCUAUGUGACGCUAUUACAAUUUGUUAUCGCAUAUUUAAUUCUGUUGUUUACCGUCGCUUCCGUAUGUGCAAUCUCCACUAACGGUGCCGUGGAAGGCGGUGGUGUCUACUUUAUGAUAAGUCGUACCUUAGGCCUAGAGUUUGGCGGCUCGAUUGGUACGCUUUUCUUUCUGGCAAAUGUGGUUGGUUGCGCCAUGGCUAUAUCUGGUUGUACUGAGGGCAUGAUGGAAAACUUUGGCGAUGGUGGAUAUUUCACGCAUGAUAAUAAGGGCUUAUUACCGGAUGGCACUUGGUGGCGUUUUCUUAUUUCAACAUUAAUCAAUACAGCUAUGUUGGUGGUAUGUUUGAUUGGUGCGGCACUCUUUGCUAAGACAUCGGUGUUAAUUCUGGGCAUUGUGUCAGUAUGUUUAUUGGCUACGUAUAUAAGUUUUCUGGCUGAAGGUCCAAAGGAAAUUGACCGUCCUAAGGAAAAUCUUCUACCUAAUAAUAUGACGUAUUUGCCGUAUACUGGUCUGAACAGUACUACUUUAAUGAACAAUCUUUAUCCACAUUAUGUGCAAGAUUACACCUCGAAUGGUAAAAUGGUUGAUUUCGCUACAACAUUUGGUGUGUUGUUCGCUGGUGUUACUGGCAUCAUGGCCGGCGCAAAUAUGUCGGGAGAAUUGAAAAGUCCUUCAAGAAGUAUACCAACCGGCACAUUAUCGGCUGUGUCUUUCACAUUCGUUUCUUACAUUUUACUGUCAUUCCUGAUGGCAUUUACCACACCAGCCGAGACCAUGCAAAAUAACUAUCUCUUCCUAAUGCCGGUAAACUUUUGGCCACCUUUUACAGCCAUUGGUAUACUUACAGCGACAUUUUCAACUGGUCUGAGUAAUCUAAUUGGUUCCAGUCGUAUAUUGGAAGCGUUGUCCAAGGAUCAAGUGUUUGGUUCAUUUUUGAAUUUCGUUUUACGUGGCACAUGGAAGGGCAAUCCUGUUGCAGCGGUGUUCACAAGCUGGUUGCUUGUCGAAUGCAUAUUGCUAAUCGGUUCAUUGAAUGCAAUUGCUCAGGUGAAUUCAGUAUUAUUUAUGCUCUCUUAUUUGGCAACCAAUUUGGCCUGUUUGGGCAUCGAGUUGACUGGUGCACCAAACUUCCGUCCACUUUUCAAGUACUUCACAUGGCACACAUGCCUGAUUGGUCUGCUUGGUACACUGAUUAUGAUGUUUGUGAUAAAUCCAAUAUAUGCGUCGUCCAGUAUUAUUCUGUGCUUAAUUUUGGUCAUAGCGCUGCAUUUAUUCUCGCCAGCUUCGCAAGGUGCACAGUGGGGAUCAAUUUCGCAAGCGCUCAUGUUCCAUCAGGUACGCAAGUACUUGCUGAUGUUAGAUUCACGCAAGGACCAUGUUAAAUUUUGGCGCCCUCAAAUGUUGUUGCUUGUAUCGUCGCCGCGUUCAUGUUGUCCGCUUGUCGAUUUUGUAAAUGACAUGAAGAAGGGUGGUCUCUAUGUGAUCGGACACGUAAAAGUUGGUGACUACUCAGCCGUCGUAGAUCCAACGAUCGAAGAGAACAAAUAUUGGCUUUCUUUUCUGGAUCAUAUGAAAGUGAAGGCAUUUGCCGAAGUGACAUUAGCCAAAUCGAUACGUGAAGGUGUCCAACACUUAAUACGUUUAUCUGGUAUUGGUGCAAUGAAACCGAAUACAAUAAUCUUGGGUUUCUAUGACAGUGAAACGCCAAGAGAUUUCUUCGAGGCUGGCACUUCACCUUACAAAACCGACGGAUUUAAUCACGGUGAAAUUCAAAACUUCCCAAUACGUCGUGAUGGUGAAGAGAAACAUAUUGAUGUCGCUGAAUAUGUUGCGAUUAUGAGCGACGUGUUGCGUAUGAACAAAAAUCUGUGCUUGUGUCGACACUUCCAUCGUUUGGACAAAAACUUCAUUGCCAAAAGCAAACACUUGCGAUACAUAGACGUUUGGCCCAUCAACGUUUUUAAUCCGAAUUCAAAUAAUCCUUUCGAUGUGGUAUCACUAUUCAUGAUGCAAUUAGCCGUGAUAAUCAAUAUGCUGGCGAAAUGGAAACAUUUACGUUUGCGCGUUUUUCUCUGCGAAUCGAAUAAUGCAAACUCGAAUAUCAGUUCGUUUGAUACACAAAUGCCACAAUUGGAUACUUUCUCCAGAAUGAAGCUGGAACAAUCACUGAAGAGUUUACGUAUUGAAGCCGAUAUAAUUGAGAUUCAAGAAUGGAACAGCGAAUCGGAAUUUACAAGCCAUUCACGUAUACUAAAACAAUUUACAAGUCAUGCCGACGAAGAUCAUGAAGUUAUCACUGAGGAAAAUAUCAAUCGUUCACUACUUUAUAUGCAAAGAGCCAAUCAAAUUAUACGUGAGCGUUCCGAUCAGACUGCAGUUUCCUUCAUAUAUUUGGCUGCACCGCCACAAAUUGCCACACCAGACUUCAAAGAGCGUAGUGCUCGUUAUAUUGAGUUGCUUACAGAAUUGACUGCUGAAUUGCCACCGACCAUUUUGGUGCAUGGCAUAAGCACCGUUACAUCAACCACGCUUUAAAUCUAUAAAUAUCUUAGUGUGUCUAAACAUUUGUGUGGUUCACCCUAAAAAUCUGCGCGUCUAUAUACAGAUUCUAUUUUUUUUUACAAUUUUGAUUUGAUUAUUUUAUUUGUCACACUUUGAAUUUUAAACAACAAAUAUGAACAAUUUUAUAAAUAUUAAGAGAAUAGCUGUUUAACUGGCGAUAAUUAAUCUAUUAUGAUGUGUAUUGAAAAAAUACUAAACUAUUUCCAAACAACAACUACAGCAGAGUAGGAGUGACAAAACGUUAAGCGUACUAUUUUUUAUAGACGAAGUUAAGUAAAAAAAAUUCUAGACAAACAUAAAAUCACUUUUUUUAAUCAAAUUAUCAAGAUUUACACUUGGCCUAAGUAUGUUUAAAGUCAUAGGCACGAAUGAAAAAAUGUUUUAAUUUAAAAAAAUUUAUAGUAGUGACAUACUUUUUUUUUGUCAGAAAUGCCCAUCUGUUCGUAAAAGAAAGCAGCAUAUCAGUUUAGUUCAAAAACCAACACAUGAUACAUACAUAUGAAUAACUAUACAAAGUAUAAAAGCAUACUUUUAGUGGUGUCCUUAUUCUUCAGAUUUUUUUGGUUAUUAUUGUACAGUUAGUGGAAGAUUAAUGGCAAACAGCUAACAUUUUUGAGCUGCAUUAAACAUUAGAUAGCUGCGUAUAGAUCGGUAAAAUUUUAAAUUCCAACAACAAAUUGUUUGAAAUUUUAAGCAUUUUUCUAAAAUGUGUAUUUUUUUUAGCAAGAAGUCAUUCCAUAUAAAAUUUUAAAUGUUUAAAUAAUUGAACAAACUGACAUCUCCAAGCAUCUAUAUAACAAUAUAGCUAAUUUGCUUUGUCAACAUAUAAUAAAAAAUAUACAAAAUUAGAUUGAUUCACUUGAACAAAUUAAUUUUCCACACGAAUAAGGACAUCUUAGAUUAAAAAAAAAAAACAAUAUUAAUAUUAUACACUAACUAACUAUAGUUGAACUUCCAUAACUCGAACUUCUAUAAUUCGAAGUUCUCCAUAAUUCUUACUCUUGAAUUGGCAAUAGAAGUAAAAUUUCAUACAAAUUUCCUUCCAUAAUUCGAAGUUUCUCUAACUCGAAGUUUCUUUGUGGAUUAUAGUGAUUCAAGUUAUGGAAGUUCAACUGUAUAUAACUCAAAGAGUUGUGUUGCAAUAUACUCAAAUGUAUUUGUGUCCUUAUUUAUUUGAUAACCUCAAAAUUUCUCAAAUAAUUUCAUCUAACAUUAAAAUCUACAAAUAACCUUACGUGUAUUAAGCUAUAAUGUAACUAAAUAUACUUAUAUGUUUAGAUGUAUGAGCAACUAAUCUUAUUAAAUGUGAUUUAUACGUAAACAUAUGCAAACUGCUAAAGGCUAUUAAACAUUUUUAUUAUUUUUUAUUGAUGCAAAAUAUAAAACUCUUUUUGUUUAUUGAAAUUUUACAUUUUUUAGAAGAAGUACAUACAUACAUACAUAUAUGGUAAAUAUACAAACCUAACACGUAUUGCGUAUUAUAAUAAAAGUAUACAAAUAUAUAAAAUGCGAGUCAUGAAUUCGCUUAAAAUGAGUAUUUGUAAGAAAAUGUUUUUAAUAAAAGUAAAUUAAAUAAUAAAACCAAAA
Messenger RNA from Zeugodacus cucurbitae (melon fly), 4758 nucleotides. Its product is annotated as solute carrier family 12 member 9. The coding region runs from base 271 to 3144 and encodes 957 amino acids. The record is from RefSeq and is a predicted model, not a curated record. Gene Ontology annotation, molecular function: potassium:chloride symporter activity. The transcript has 11 exons. Gene Ontology annotation, cellular component: membrane. Gene Ontology annotation, biological process: potassium ion import across plasma membrane; chloride ion homeostasis; potassium ion homeostasis. Lineage: Eukaryota; Metazoa; Arthropoda; Insecta; Diptera; Tephritidae.